Messenger RNA from Aspergillus alliaceus, 1825 nucleotides. RefSeq names its product general substrate transporter. Gene Ontology annotation, molecular function: carbohydrate:proton symporter activity. Gene Ontology annotation, cellular component: membrane. Gene Ontology annotation, biological process: transmembrane transport; carbohydrate transport. Bases 143 to 1750 code for a protein of 535 amino acids. The record is from RefSeq and is a predicted model, not a curated record. The transcript has 4 exons. NCBI's taxonomy places the organism in Eukaryota, Fungi, Ascomycota, Eurotiomycetes, Eurotiales, Aspergillaceae.
CGUCCUUUGGUCUCGGUCUAUUGUCUCAAAACGCUUGAGCGUCACCGGCAUUUGCUGAGCUACGGGUUGCACUGCGGAGAGGUAGACGAUUGACAACGUACGCAUAUCUUAUCGACCCGAUUAGGGUUUCUUCAUCGCAGCCAUGUCUUCUGCUCCAACGUUUGCCGGCCUCAGCGGUCAAAAGCUGAUGAUGUCCGUAACAACCAUUGCCACGAUGGGUUUCUUGCUUUUCGGCUACGAUCAGGGUGUCAUGAGUAGUAUCAUCGACGCAAAGCCCUUCAACGACGUUUUCCAUGCAACGAAAGAUAACUCGACCAUGCAGGGUGUGGUCACUGCGAUCUACGAACUGGGAUGUCUCGGUGGUGCCUUGUUUAUCUUAGCCUGUGGUGAUUGGUUGGGUCGCAGAUAUUCCAUCAUGUUGGGAGCGCUCAUCAUGAUCAUCGGUGUUAUCAUUCAAGUCACUUCCUGGCCCGGUCAUGUUCCCUUGGCCCAGUUCUGUAUCGGUCGUGUCAUCACUGGCAUUGGAAACGGUAUGAACACCUCUACGAUCCCCACCUACCAGGCAGAGUGCUCGCGCACAUCGAACCGAGGUCUUUUGAUUUGUAUUGAGGGCAGUACCGUUGCUAUCGGUACUCUGAUUUCAUACUGGGUGGAUUUCGGAGCGUCAUAUGGCAACCCUGACCUCACCUGGCGUUUCCCCAUUGCCUUCCAGUGCCUCUUCGGUCUCAUCAUCAUCUUUGGCCUAUUGGUUCUCCCGGAGUCGCCCCGAUGGCUCUUCACCCAAGAGCGCUAUGAAGAAGGUGAAAAAGUCAUUGCCGCACUGCAGGGUAAGCCCAUCGAGCACAAUGAUGUUCAGCUGCAGAAGAACAUUAUCUUGGAAUCUAUCCGAGCUUCUGGUAUGGCGACCAAAUCCACUCCCAUGUCUGCAGUCUUUACCGGUGGCAAGACACAGCACUGCCGUCGUAUGCUUCUGGGCGCUUCGUCUCAGUUCUUCCAGCAGAUUGGUGGUUGCAACGCUGUCAUCUAUUACCUGCCCGUGCUUUUUAAGAAGUCGCUUGGCCAAGAUGAGUUCAUGUCCAUGAUUCUGGGCGGUGUUAACAUGAUCGUCUAUUCUAUUUUCGCCUGUUCAUCCUGGAUCUUGAUCCAGAAGGUGGGUCGCCGUGAGCUGUUCCUCUACGGCUCCUUCGGACAGAGUAUCUCCAUGGUCCUCGCAUUUGCGUGCCUGAUUCCUGACAACGUAAGUGCAUCUAAGGGUGCAGCGGUUGGUCUCUUCACUUUCAUCGCAACCUUCGGUGCGACCUGGCUGCCCCUGCCAUGGCUCUACCCUGCCGAGAUCUCGCCUCUCAAGACCAGAGUUAAGGCCAAUGCUAUCUCCACCUGCACCAACUGGCUGUUCAACUUCCUUAUUGUCAUGGUCACGCCUAUCAUGAUUCAGGACAUCAAGUGGGGUACCUACCUCUUCUUCGCCGUUGUCAAUGCUUGCUUCAUUCCUAUCAUCUAUAUCUUCUACCCCGAAACCAAGGGUCGCUCCCUGGAAGAAAUCGACUUGAUCUUCGCCAAGGGCUAUCUCGAAAAAAUGUCGUACGUGCAGGCCGGGAAGGAGCUCCCCUACCUGACCGACGAGGAGGUCGAGCAGGUCGCCAUCCAAUACGGCUUUGGCGCUGCGGACCAGACCGAGACGAAGAAUGUCGCCGACAGCGACAGCACCGACUCGGCUGCCGUCAAGAACAGCGAUCCGGAGAAGUACUAAAGAAACCGCACGAGUAACGGUUUAACCCUGGUCCCGCCUAUUACCCUGCUGCUGAAUCCUUAGCAGCGAGCUGGA